This is a messenger RNA of Sphaerodactylus townsendi, 1683 nucleotides long. RefSeq names its product family with sequence similarity 163 member A (gene FAM163A). The coding region runs from base 256 to 744 and encodes 162 amino acids. Lineage: Eukaryota; Metazoa; Chordata; Lepidosauria; Squamata; Sphaerodactylidae. The record is from RefSeq and is a predicted model, not a curated record. The transcript has 5 exons.
CAGCCGGCUCCGCUCCCUUUCCACUAGUUCUCCGCAGUUGCUCUUGUGGCCGGGCGUUGCUCGGACAGCAGGGCAAAUAAAACCACACGACUCUGCCCGAAGAGCCAUCUCCAAGGGGCAAGCUGAGGUCUCUGUGACCAUGUGGAGCUUUUGGCAUCAGUCUUCACAUCUCAGGCCCAUGUGACACGUGCCGUUUGGGACAGUUUCAGAAUCCAACGCACCCUUCACUGAACAGUUUCAUGGAGAAUCGGGCGGAUGACAGCAGGAACUGUCGUGAUCACUGGCGGAAUACUAGCAACAGUUAUCUUGCUGUGUAUUAUUGCUGUUCUCUGCUAUUGUAGGCUACAGUAUUAUUGCUGCAAGAAAGAUGAAUCUGAUGAAGAGGAGGAAGAGGAGGAGGAAGAGGAGGCUGACUUCCCCCCUCACUCACACUAUGCCAUGUGCAACGCUUGCAACUCUCGAAUCAUGGACGGGCAAGGCAACGUCUCCUUUCCACCCCAUGAGCUUACCAAGCAGGGCAAUCGGAACUAUUGCCCAACCUGUUCCCCCUAUAGCUCCCCCUUUUACAUACGGACCGCUGAUAUGGUGCGCAAUGGGGGCGAGAGGAUCACCUACGCACCUACGUGCUGCAAGGAAAUGGGGCUGCCCAUCAAAAUGGCAACUUUCCAGAGUUUCCCGGUGACCCACCACUGCAUCAUACAUGAGACCUUUCCAAACCCGAGGGCUUUUAGUACAGAAGUAUGAUAGCUGUUCCUCACAGGGUGCUUCCGUAGGAUCCCCUCGGGGUGACAGGGAUUUAAAUUUUGGGUUUGCUACGGAAACCUUCCAACAAAAAAGAAAUGCAAGUCCAAGACCCGACAUUGCUCCUGAUCAGCAAGGUUCUUCUUUAAGUGAAAGAAGGGAACUUUGAAACCAAAGGCUAAACUUAGCCAUUCUGGGAUUUGCAACUGGUCUUGCUGUAUCCACUCAAGGGUCUUGUCCAAGGAGGGCUAUGUACAGUACAAGCUAACUUGUAUUUAACGACUCUUGUCAGCCCGCUCCCCUUCCCCAGCAUCUUUGGCCUCUACACUUGGCAAUUCCUUAUUGUCACUCUCUCCAAAGCAAUAGCCACUGACCUCCUCUGACGGGUAACGUGAAUUCGCACUAACACAAUAGUCCCUUGGGAAUUGCUAUUCCCGGGGAUCGGGCGGUAUAUAAAUUGAAAAAAUAAAUAAAUAAAAAUAAAAAGUGACAGCAUUAGCCAGAAGUAUGGCAAAAGACCUGCCAAACUCACUGCUAGCACUUUUAUGCAUUGGAAGUAGAUGAUUGGUGGGUGAGGAAACGGAGGCAGGGAAUGGUCUGGUUAUCCCUGUAGUAUAAGAAUUACAAUGGAAUGCUCUCAUCUGUAUUAGAAUGUAAACUAGGGUAGCCAUUCUCAGCUUAUUCCACACACAUGCACACAAACACACACUUGCGUGCACACACACAAACUAAGAUAUGCAAAAAUUAAAGGGGAAGGGGAAAACACUGGGAGAUGAGAGACCAGUGACGUGAUAAGACCGUUCUGAAUAGUUGCCAAAAAAAGUUUUAAUCUCACAAGCUUCCUUAAGAACAAAAAAAACUAGGCAAGAUACUCUUGUAACCAAGUCCUGAUUUGUAAGGCAAUGUGCUGGGUUUUGCAAGAUAAAGAAUGUCUGAGCAGAA